Oryzias melastigma (Indian medaka) is the source of this 6858-nucleotide messenger RNA. Its product is annotated as unconventional myosin-XVIIIb. The record is from RefSeq and is a predicted model, not a curated record. The transcript is spliced from 43 exons. Lineage: Eukaryota; Metazoa; Chordata; Actinopteri; Beloniformes; Adrianichthyidae. The coding region runs from base 345 to 6740 and encodes 2131 amino acids. Gene Ontology annotation, cellular component: myosin complex. Gene Ontology annotation, molecular function: cytoskeletal motor activity; protein binding; ATP binding.
GGUCUAUUUCUGCCGCUGAGAGUCGACGCCGCUGAGCCGGACUGUCGGGUAAAAACUCCUUCAUUCAUCUAAUCCUUCACUUCUGGGUCUUCUCCAGUCCACCGGGUUCUGGUGGGGGGUCAGAACGGUUCUGGUUCCACCGAUUCACUCAGGAUCCCCUUUGGAGCUCAGAGGGCCGAGCUGAGGCCUGUUCAGGCGUGAACGGAGGCCGGAAAGUCCAGGAGGUCCAGAACUAGAACCUGCCGGUCCAGAACGGACCCGGAACCGCCUGAAGGUUUCCCCCCCGACAGCUGACAGUCCCCUCCCCUCACCACCACAACCCCGCCCCCACCCUGAGUGCAGCCAUGGCGCUGUCGUCACGUUUGAAGCUGUGGGAGCAGAAGAUUCAGCAGGAGAAGAAGCCGGUGGCCACGUCCGUCCCGCCGCCGCCGCCGCUGUCCGUUCUGCCCGGCGGACUCCUCAAACAGCUCGUCCGGGAUUCAGAGAAGGAGACCAAACACAAGGAGCCGGAGGUGAAGGAGGAGAAAGCUCCACAGAAGCUGAGCGACAACCUGGUCCAGCAGUUCCUCCUCCCGGACCAGACCCCGCCCAUCCUGGAGGCGGAGAUGGCCCUGCGCGCCGAGAAGCUCGUCAGCGACGGCAAGCAGAGGAGGUGUAGCUCCGCCCAGUCGGACGGCCGGUCGUCCUCGGAGCGCCGCAUCCUGACCCCCGACUCCGACUGGAAACCAGAAACCCGGCAGACACAGACUCCCGAGCAGGAAGUGAAGGCGGAGCUGAAAAGUAGAAAGGCGCCGCAGGCGGAGCUAAAGAAGGAGAGGAUGGAGGAGGUGAAGAAGAAGAAGGAGGCGGUGGAGCAGAGGCAGGAGCCAGAGGGGAGGCAGGCGGACGAGACGGUAACAGAGAACAGCAGGAAGGAGGUGAAGGACGUUUGGUACGAAGCCGGAACCGUUUGGUUCGUCCACAAGGACGGCUUCACCCGAGCCACUCAGCUGAAGCCGGAUGAAGGCACGCCCGACCUGCCGCCGGGCCGCGUUCGAGUCCGCCUGGAGACGGAUGGAUCUCUACACGACGUCAGCGAGCUGGAGGUGGAGAAGUGUAACCCUCCCGAGUCUGACCUCUGUGACGACCUGAGCGACCUCCAGUGCGUCAAUGAGAGCGCCGUCCUGCACACGCUGACCAGCCGGGCCAAAGCCAACAUGCCGCUGACGCACGCCGGACCCAACCUGGUCAACCUGUGGCCCCCCCUCCAGAGCCCCAGCAAGGUGAGGUCAGACCGCCGCCGGGCGAGAGGCCCAGACUCACCGACGCCUCCUACCCAGACCCCAAAGUUACGGCGAGGAGACUCGGCGUGGGACGCGCCCCCCGCCCUGGCGGCGCUGGUCAAGCGGCUGUACAUCUCCAUGGUGGGCACCAGGAGGGAUCACUGCGUGUGCGCGCUGGGCCGCAGCGGGACGGGGAAGACGGCGGCGUGCCAGGCCUUCACGCUAGCGCUGCUCAAGCAGGCCGGGACGGCGGCCGGCAGCUUCAGCGCGGAGCGCGUCCAGGCCAUGUUCACCGUGCUGCGCUCCUUCGGCUGCGUGGGCUCGCAGCAGAGCGACGCCUCCUCCCGCUUCGCCAUGGUGUUCUCUCUGGACUUCAACCACGCCGGACAGGCGGCGGCCGGACACCUGCAGACCGUGAUGCUGGACAGGUGGAAGGUGUGUCAGAGGACGCCAGGAGAGAGCAACUUCCUGGUCUUCACGCAGAUGCUGGCGGGGCUGAGCACGGAGAUGAGGACAGAACUGCAGCUGCACCAGCUGCCCGGAUCCAACUCCUUUGGGAUUGUUCAUCCCACCAAGGUUGAGGAGAAACAGCGAGCUUCAGUCGGGUUCACCAAGCUGCUGGCUGCCAUGGAAACGCUGGGCUUCUCCUCCGGGGAGCAGAGGGCCAUCUGGCACGUUCUGGCUGGGAUUUACCAUCUGGGAGCUGCUGGGGCCUGUAAAGUGGGCAGAAGGCAGUUUCUAAACUUCGACAGCGCUCAGACGGCCAGCAGCGUGCUGGGCUGCGAGGGGGAGGAGCUUCACACCGCCGUCUUCAAGCAUCACCUGCGGCAGCUGCUGCAGAGAGCCACCGGGGGCAGCAGAGAGAAGACGGAGGUGGAGGAGGGUCCCCGUCUGACAGCUGUGCAGUGUGUGGAGGGAAUGGCUGCAGGACUGUAUGAGGAGCUGUUCACCGCCGUGGUGUCGCUCAUCAACAGAGCUCUGAGCAGCGAGACGCUGCCGCUGGCGUCCGUCAUGGUGGUGGAUUCUCCGGGUUUCAGGAACCCGCGACACUCGGGCGACGAGCGCGCCGCCGGCUGGGCGGAGCUCUGCCACAACUACCUGCAGGAGCGUCUGCUGGAGCGUUACCACCGCCACACCUUCACCCAGACGCUGGACAGAUACUCACAGGAGAAGGUUCAGGUGGACUUUGAGUCUCCAGAGAGCGGCCCGGCUGAGGUGGUUUCUGCCAUCGACCAGCCGCCUCCACAGGUCCGGACGGCAGACGGGGACUCCAGGGGUCUGCUGUGGGCUCUGGAUGAGGAGAUGGUGACGCCUGCUUCCUGUGAGAGCGCCGCCCUGGAGAGAGUCUGCCAGUACUACAGCAGCACCGUGCGUCAGUGCGAGCAGCCGCUGCAGUGUGAGGUGCGCCACCUGAUGGGCUGCGACCCGGUCCGGUACGACCUGACAGGGUGGUUCGGUCUGAUCCAGAACAACCCAUCGGCGCUGAACGCCGUCUGUCUGCUGCAGAACUCCACCGUAGGAGAGGUCAAGUCCAUGUUCACCCCCAGGAUGUCUCUGCCGCCCCUCUGUCGGGGUCUGGGGGGUCUGGACGGGGGGAACCAGCGCGCCCUGCAGAGGAACGGCACCAUCAGGAAGACGUUCAGCGGCGGGAUGGCGGCCAUCCGCCGACACUCCCACUGCAUCGCCGUGAAGCUGCAGGCCGACGCUCUGGAGAACGUCAUCCGCAGGGCCGCCCCUGUCUUCCUGCAGGGGGUCAGCGCCAAGAUGGACGGAGGGGGGUUCGACGUCCCCGCCCUCAGAGUGCAGCUGAACUCCACCCAGAUCCUGUCGGCGCUGCAGCUCUACCGCACAGGUUUUCCGGACCACAUGAGUCUGAGCGACUUCAGGUGUCACUUCCAGGCCCUCUCCCCCCCCAUCAUGAAGCGCUACGCCUCCAUGUUCGUCAGCCACGACGAGCGGAAGGCGGUGGAGGAGCUGCUGGUGGAGCUGGACGUGGACAGGAAGAGGAUGGCGGUGGGCUCCAGCAGGGUCUUCAUGAAGCGCGGCGUGCUGCGGGACCUGGAGCAGCGGCGCGACCAGCAGGUCACCGGAUGGCUGGUCCACCUGCAGGCCGCCUGCCUGGGACACCUGGCCCGUCAGAGAUACCGCAGACUGAAGGUGCAGCAGAUGGCGGUCCGCUGUCUCCAGAGGAACCUGCGGGUCCUGAGGACGGUGACGGCCUGGAGCUGGUGGAGACUCUUCUGCAGAGUGCGCCCUCUGCUGGACGUCAACAUGGACAACGAGAGGCUGAGGGCCAAAGAGGAUGAGAUUUCGGCUUUGAGGCGACGUUUGGAGAAAUCUGAGAAGGAGAGGAAUGAACUGAGGCAGACAGCAGACAGCCUGGAGACCAGGGUUACGGCUGUGACCUCUGAGCUGAGUGACGAGCGUUUCCGUGGCGACGCGGUGGGCCAGGCUCUGGACGUGGAGCGGGCCGAGAGGCUCCGACUCAGCAGGGAGAACAAAGAGCUGCAGACCCGUCUGGAUCAGUGUAAGGUUACCAUAGAAACCCUGGAGAGGACGCUGGAGGACGAGAGGCAGAAAGCACAGGUGGCCGCGGGGCAGAGAGAAGCUGCUACAGACAGCGAGCUGACCAUGCAGCUGGAGUGCUGCCAGACGGAGGUGGAGUUCGUCCGCAGGCGGCUGAAGCAGACGGAGGAAAAGCUGGAGGCGGAGCGACAGAGCAGACAGGAGCUCGAUGCCAAGGUGGCGGCGCUGCAGGCGCAGCUGGAGCAGUCCAGGCGGGGGGCGGUGGAGCUGAAACGCCACAGUCGGCGCGUGACCUCUGACCUGCAGGACGCCCGGGUCCUGACGGACAGUCUGCAGAGCCGCACGCACGAGCUGGAGCGCAAACAGAGGAGGUUCGAUUCCGAGCUGGCUCAAGCGCUGGAGGAGGCGGAGAACGAGCGGGAGCAGAAGGAGAAGGUUCUUCAGGAGAACGCCACUCUGGGGACGGAGAUCUUCAACCUGCGCCGCAGCCUGCAGGAGAGCCAGUCGGAGGCGUCCCGCCUGCAGAAGCAGAAGGAGGAGUUGUGCGCUCAGAUCCGGGACCUCAGCCUGCCGCUCCACCUCGCCACCGAUUCGCUGCCCGACCUGAAGAAGCAGCUCCGCCUCCUGGAGAGCCAGGCUGGCGAGCGGAUGGAGGAGAUGGCCAAACUCAGCGCUCAGAUCCAGCAGCAGCAGCAGGUCCACAUGCGCUUUGAGAUGGAGUUAGAAAGGAUGAAGCAGAUCCAUCAGAAGGAGCUGGAGGACAAGGAGGAGGAGCUGGAGGACGUCCACAAAUCCUCUCAGAGACGGCUCAGGCAGCUGGAGAUGCAGCUGGAGCAGGAGUACGAGGAGAAGCAGAUGGUGGUCCACGAGAAACACGACCUGGAGGGCCUCAUAGCCACUCUGUGUGAGCAGGUAGGACACAGAGAUUUCGACGUGGAGAAGAAGCUGAGGAGAGACCUGAAGAGGACUCGCGCUCUGCUGGCCGACUCGCAGCUGCUGCUCGCCGCCAUCGACAGCUCGGGCUCCAGCCAACCAAACGGGAGCAAGGAGCAGAUCGAGCGGCUGCACUACCAGCUGGAGGAGAGCGAGGCCAGGCGGCUGGAGGCCGAGAAGGUGCAGAAGAUGCUGUCGCAGGAGCUGGAGAACGCCCAGCUGGAACUGGAGAACCUCUGCAAGCAGAAGAGUCUGGUGGAUGAGCAGGUGACGCUGCUGCAGCACGAGAAGGCGGACCUCCUGAAGCGGGUGGAGGAGGACCAGGAGGACCUGAACGAGCUGAUGAAGAAGCACAAAGCUCUCAUCGCUCAGUCCUCCAGCGACAUCAGUCAGAUCAGGGAGCUGCAGGCGGAGCUGGAGGAGGUGAAGAAGCUCCGACACUCUCUGCAGGAGCAGCUGCAGCAGCGAGUGUCGAGGCUGCAGUUCCUGGAGGCGUCCACCGUGGGGCGCAGCAUCGUCAGCAAACAGGAAGCUCGCGUCUGCGACCUGGAGAACAAGCUGGAGUUCCAGAGAGGACAGGUCAAGAGGUUUGAGGUGCUGGUGCUGCGUUUGAGGGACAGUGUGGUCCGUUUGGGGGAGGAGCUGGAGCAGAGCGCCCAGGCCGAAGCCAGAGAGAAGGAGAACGCCCGAUACUGCCAGCAGAGGCUGCAGGAGAUGAGGGUGGAGAUGGAGGAGCUGAGCCAGAGGGAGCAGGAGAGCAGCCGGAGGAGGAUGGAGCUGGAGAUGCAGGUGGAGGAGCUGACCGCCGUCAGGCAGACGCUGCAGGCCGACCUGGAGACGUCCAUCCGCCGCAUCGUGGACCUGCAGGCCGCUCUGGAGGAGGUGGAGUCCAGCGACGACAGCGACUCUGAAAGCGUUCAGACCGCCGUGGAGUCCUUCAGCCGCAGGAAAGACCUCGACUCCGUGUCCAGCGUCGGCUCCGUCGGGACCGAGGACGUGGGGGAGGGGAUCCGGAGGUGGGCGGGAGGCUCGAGAGGAGGAUCCCGCGCCGGGGGCUCUCCGUACAGCAGCCAAGAUGGCCGUCAGUCCGUCACCGAUACCAUGAGCACCUACAGCUUCAGGUCUUGUGUGGAUCCGGACGAUGAGGGUUCUGAGCCCGGGGGGGUCGGCGCCCCACACCUCAGCCGGGCGCCGUCCUCCUCGGCCCUGUCCGAGCUGCUGGAUGGUCUUCGUAGACGGCGAGCGGCAGACGCGGCGGAUGGGGGGGGCAGCACCGUCUCUCUGCCCAUCUACCAGACCACGGGGGCCUCCACCCUCCGGCGGAGGUCUUCGGCGCUGUCCGUGGGGGCGGAGGACAUCCAGGAGCCGGUUCCCAGACCCGGCAUCCUCAAACCUUCCUCGCCCCUCCUGCCCCGCGCCGCCUCACGCUCCAGCGGCGAGGCAGACCCCAAACCCCCCCGCUUCAGCUCCAGCGAGGCCCCGCCCUCGCUCCCGGCGCUGCCCCGCCUCUCCUCACUGUCCUCCUCUCUUUUUCCACGGCGUCCUCCCUCGCUGUCCAUCCCGGAGGAGGACUCGGAGGACUCCACCCGCUCCACGCUCGCCCCCGCCCUCCGCUCCCCCCAGGCCCCCCGCCACAGGGGGCUGGCUCCUGCAGACGAGGGGGAGGGGCCUCUGGGCUCAGAGCCGCUAGUCUUCCAGAACCGCCGUCUGACCGGAGAUCGCGAGGACGCGGCGUCGGACAUCCUGCCCGCCAUCCGCAGGUCUCAGUCCACCAGCAGCCUGGCCAGCUCAGUGAGGGGGGGCCGCAGGGCGCUGAGCGUGCACUUCGGGGAGCUGCCCCCCUCCACGCGCAGUAGGAGGAGCUCCGACACCGAGUCGUCCAGCUCGGGGAGCUCGCAGGGCGGCGGGCCCAGGCGCCGCAGGGAGACCCCCCAGGGGGAGAGGCUGGAGGCGGAGGGCAGCGAGGGGGGGGACGUGGCGUCAGUCAUGAGGAAGUACCUGAAGAAGGAGGUCGACUGAAGCCCCCAGGCUCUCUGUUUCCGUCUCCAGCUGUGAUCCUCAAAGACGCCAGCCGAAGCCCCGCCCCUCGCUGCCUUUUCUAAUGUUUGUAUAUGAACACAAUAAACUGUUGUCUGUA